AUGAACUCCGAGGAAAUUGCACAAUAUCAAUAUCAACUUGACCAAGUCAAUCUUGCUUUAAAGAGUGAACCUGAAAAUUCAGAACUCUUGAAGCUUAAAACGGAUCUAACAGAAUUUAUCACACUUACUACCACCCUUAUUGAUCAAGAGGUAACACUUUCACCUUCUAAAAGGUCAACUUCAUCGGUUUCGCCUAGGAACAAUUCAACGCCAACUACACCAACUUUAACUUCUCUACCAACUUUUACAAAACCACUUCAAGUUGGAGAUUCUUGUCUGGCGCGCUGGUCUGGCGAUGGACAAUUUUAUCAAGCUCAAAUAACAGCUAUUGGUGGUGGUAAUCAAGUUUUUUCGGUUGUUUUUAAAGUUAAUGAACAAAAUUUGAAACAAAAGUCUUGGCUUGCUUUUGCAAGUGGUUCAGCUACAGCUCCUGGCAAGAGAACAACGAAAGUAAAAAGGCUGGUGCAACCACCAAUAAACAAGAAGAGUAUCUUUGCUACUCCAGAAAAUCCGGAAGGCAAAGUCGGCGUGGUCGGUAGCGGUAAACCAAUGACACAAUUCCAACAACGUGGUAAACAUAUAUUUGACCGCGAUUAA
Funneliformis geosporum is the source of this 597-nucleotide messenger RNA. NCBI's taxonomy places the organism in Eukaryota, Fungi, Glomeromycota, Glomeromycetes, Glomerales, Glomeraceae. The record is from the annotation of a GenBank genome assembly.